This is a messenger RNA of Anarrhichthys ocellatus (wolf-eel), 4812 nucleotides long. It is a transcript of the gene tmem64, whose product is annotated as transmembrane protein 64. Lineage: Eukaryota; Metazoa; Chordata; Actinopteri; Perciformes; Anarhichadidae. Gene Ontology annotation, biological process: positive regulation of osteoclast differentiation; regulation of cytosolic calcium ion concentration; positive regulation of bone resorption. The transcript has 3 exons. Gene Ontology annotation, cellular component: endoplasmic reticulum. The coding region runs from base 809 to 1867 and encodes 352 amino acids. The record is from RefSeq and is a predicted model, not a curated record.
AUCACUUGGCAUUCUGGGACACAAACAGUGGUGUUAUGAAUAGCUUCAACAGCCGCAGUUUCUAGUGUGCGAGGAAGACGACGAGAGAAACAGCACCAGCCAGCCACCAGUAAACUGUUUCCUUCUUCUGCGUUUUAUUCGUCGCUGUGUUGUACGAGAGCAGCGCACGAGGAGGAGGCUAGCGGCGGGUUCGUCUCUGAAAUGCAACGGUGGACUUUAUUAACGCUGCGAGCUAACCACAUCUAGCUAACCACAGCAGUAAGUUUACCGUGCAUUGAUUUGUGCUGGUGCGUUAACGUUAUUAGCGGGAGGAGUCAUACAACUUGAUGUUCUUGCACCACUUCCCGACCAAAGUCCAAAGAAGAAGCGGGUUGUUUACGCGCAGCUGCGCUGCUCCAUUCGUCCAGUGACUCCACUCUGUCCUGAGCUGAGGGGCUGCAGCUCUGAACAUGGCGAGUGUUUCACACAGAGACCACGAAACGGGCACUUUUAAGUGUUUGGACUGGCACGUCGUCCAGCUAGUGUACCCAAGAUAAACACCGUUACGUUGGACAAUUCAUGUAAUGGCCAAGGAGAGUGACGUGUUUCAUCUGUAUGUCUCACCACACGGUCGCUCUCGUGAAGUGCAUGGACACAUGUCUCUGUUGAAGCUCCACGCAUUGAUAUUGCUCGACAUGGACUUGCGCUGGAUUUAAAAAGACUCUGCCUGGAACCCUCAAACGUCACAGCUGUCUCCAGACCGGACAGCUCAUCUGAGCCUCUCUGUUGGGUCCCCCCCCCACCCCAGAGCGUAAUUUAGGGGGCCAACAUGUCAAUGUCAGGGCCCACGACUGUGCAGCUGUUCACCAAGCUUGUCAAGCAUGCAGUGGGUAAGGCGCAGAUCCAGCUGAACCGCUGGCUGCAGAAGACCGCCACAGAUGACUGUGACAAGAUUGACAUCCUGAUAUGCAGCGCCUUUGAGGAGACAGGGGCCGGCACAGGGAAGUCAGAUGGAGACCCCGAGGUUAUCAGUGACACGGGAGGAAUGUCCUUCAGCAGCAGUGGAGAGUUCAGACACCCAUGCUGCAUCACCACCUUUUGCUUCAAGAGUGCCCUGCUGGCGUGCAUCCUGACCGCUGUGUGCUUCUCCUCGGUUGCACUGGUUCGGCAAUACCUCAAGGACCUCCUGCUCUGGGUGGAGAGCUUGGACAGCCUCGUCGGAGCCUUGCUGUUCAUAGUCGGUUUGAUUAUCGUGUCGUUCCCCUGUGGAUGGGGAUACAUUGUUCUUAAUGUGGCAGCUGGCUACCUCUACGGCUUUGUGCUGGGCAUGGGACUAGUUAUGGUGGGAGUUUUAAUCGGGACCUUUGUGGCACACCUGGUAUGCAAACGCCUAUUGACUGAGUGGGUGCUGAACAAGGUUGGGAACAGUGAGCAGCUCGGUGCUAUCAUUCGAGUGGUGGAGGGAGGAAGUGGACUCAAAGUUGUGGCCUUAGCGAGACUCACCCCCAUACCAUUUGGGCUCCAAAAUGCAGUUUUCUCGAUCACAGACGUGUCCUUGCCAAACUACCUGGUGGCCUCCUCUGUGGGUUUGUUGCCCACUCAGCUUCUCAACUCCUACCUGGGCACCACGCUUCGCACCAUGGAGGACGUUAUUGCUGAGCAGAGCGUCAGCGGCUACUUUGUGUUCAGCCUGCAGAUCGUCAUCAGCAUCGGCCUAAUGUUCUAUGUUGUGCACCGGGCACAGGUAGAGCUCAACGCAGCCAUCGCCGCCUGUCAGAUGGAGCUGAAGUCGUCACACAUGAAUGGCUCCUCCACCAAUCACAGCGGCUUCACCUACUGCAGCAAGAGGGCGACGGCAGGCAGCGGGAACUGCAUUAAUGUCGUGUGAACGCGAACAGUAAGCUCGCAAGACUUGCAAACACUGAAGAAAUUAAGGUAACCUGCUGAGUUUAGACGCUGUCUGAAAUGUGUUGGUGGCGUGGUUUGUAGUUUUCCAACAACCUACUCUGGCCACCCUCGUGUGAAAACCACGACAGCGUGCGUCUUUUGUAGGUACGGUGAUUUAGACGUGUGGGACCGUCACCUUUUGAAGAAACGGUGCUGAUGGAAGUAGGUUUGCGUUACGUCAUCUUGUUUUCCUUUGAUUAAGGUACUUCUUAGCCUAUUCUUACAAGAGAUGUCAAUGAAAUGAUGUUUAGAGGUAUUAGUGGCCGAGUGAGUAAGUGAGUCAUUAAAAACAAUAGCUAGGCAUUAACUGCCUGCUAACACUAUGAAUGUGCAAUCUGGAGCUUUCUACAGAACCAAGGAAUUGUUUUUCCAUUUCAGUGUCAAAAGAAUGCCAACCUAUGCACCUUUUCUUUCAUACCACAUCUGAUUUGUUUUAUUCAUCCACAGCUUAUUCACACUACAGAUAAUAAGGGCCUUAUUAAUAUUUUUGGACUAUGGAGAGAGAGAGAGAGGAGGCGGGGGGGAGGCUGGGGCUGUCAUCGAGCGUUACCGUGUGAUGUCUGCUGGCUUACGACCACAUCAGCUGAACUUGGCCUCUUCUGCCCAGAGAUCAUUUUGGCGUUUCUGCAGUUUUGAUAAAAGCAUCCGAGGGGAGGAGAGCUCAUGUCACAGCAGGAAACUCAGGAAUGUUUCUGCCAGGAGAGUUUGAGUGCGGUGCGAUCGGCUCCUCGGUAGCACGGCCACAUGUUCUGCUACGGAGAGAUUACCACGCUGAGCUCAAACCCCAGAUGUCAGGCUUUCCUCUCAAUGUUUAUAAUUCAUUUUGAUGUGAUUUUACGUUCGUUUUGUUUCAACAUUUUAUUUGGCUGUGAGAUUAUUCCUUUGGAUUAUCACAUAGGUUUUGCUCAAGACGGUAGUUUUGACAAUUCUGUGCAAUGCAUCAAAAAACGGUGACAAAAUGGCACGAACGUCCUAUUUCAGUGCUGAAACCAAACUAAUCCGAAAUGCGCUCAUGCAUCAAAAUCACACUAACCUGAGUCUGUUUAUUUGAAGGGUCACUUGCAUGAUAGACGAGUAAGCGAUGAGAUAAAGAGGCUGUUGUUUUUUACGUGCCAUAAUUUGAUAAAAGCUUAUCAGACGCUGUGACUCUGGCCCCACCUGAGCUGAGGCUACACGUGACUUCUCCUUUAUUUUACUACUUAAUAAUGCUGGUAAUUAUAGAAACGAUCUGUGAACAACUUUUGUGUUUCGGCUGUUAAUGCAACAAAGCGGUCAUGCUGUAGGUUCUCUGACAUCGUCCACUUCAAACAGAUGUUUCAUACGGAGAAGAUAAACUUUGGUCGGGGGUUUGGUUGGUCAAAGGUUGACAGUGAUGUGUCUCAGAAGCCGACAAUCAAACACAACAUGGACACUAAGUGAUGAAUGUGAUAAUAUUUUUUUAUUUUUACAUGAAUUAUUGUGAUGCUGCUCCUCAGACAAAGUCUGGAUGAGGAAUUAUAAGGGCUCCUAUAUGAAAUAUUGAUCUAUAUCCCUAUAUUUGUAAUGCUGGCAAAACAGUUUUUUAAUUUUCGUACUAUUGUGUUUUCUUUGUCUUUCUUUCUUUAAAGCCAGAUUUAAUGUUUGCCCGACACAUUCCAUGCUGUCAGUCCUCUUAAAAGCUGUCAAGUUAUUUUCAUGCUAAAUGUUGGUUGAAAUGGCCUCAUCAUGUCCAGAUCCAGCAAUAAUGUUUGAAAGUCAAAAGCAAAAAAAACAUGAUAGAAGUCCUACCAGUACGAUCUGUUGGGAAUAGCUGUUAAAGAUCUCUUCUCUUUAACAUCUGUGUGUGUGUCUCUUGAAACUGCAUUUGAGUUUUUAGUUGAUCCGUGUUCCUCCGUAAGGUCGAGUAUUAAUAUUCCCAGGUUUAUGUUUCAGUGUUCAACCUGCCUAUUACCUCCCGCUGCCUCUGACGGACAUUACUGAGCUGCCAAUCAUGUGGAAGAAAUGCAACGAAACCGUGAUCAGAACAGCUUGUUCAGAUCUGUUGCACCUUCUUUGGAGAGUCCCUAAAACCUGCUCAUCGCUUAUUAAAGUUAAGCGAUGAACCCGUCGCAUGAAAAUCUUCUGAAUCCAACGCAGUCGCAUUUUCCAGUUUUCUACUUGAAUUGAAAGUUUACGUCGAGGGAGGUGAGAACCUUUUAUGGCUGCGAGGUUUAUAGAAUCUACUCACAACUCUGUUUCUCAUUUUAUUAAAGGAAUGGAAAUGAGUUUUUCUGUAAAUACACAAAGCUUUCACUUGACAGCAGGGAUAUUUAUUAGGAAGUGUCUCUGCCCUCCAAACAAAGUGUGAUUUGAUGAAGCUGUUCUGCUCAGAAGUGGACAUUAUACCAUGUGUAAUACAAAAACCAAGUACAUGGAACUUGACCGACCACUAUGGUCACGUUUCAUAAUAUUUUAGUCUGUCAACUGGGAUUUUGAAAACUUGACAUUGUGUGAAGAUGAGCAGUUUUACAGUAACGGCUUUGGUUCCUCCUAGGUGGGCUCUAUUUAACUUAGAUAUAGUUAUGCAACAACUGAUUCCUAAGGGAAGUAUAUUUCAUAGACAUCCACACAAGACCUGAAUCUGGGAUGUAACUGCACACACAACUGGACUGUUAAGGAGUAAAAUGUGAUAUCAUGAACUUAAAGGGUCACGUUAAGGGUCUCGUUUGGUGCUAUGAAAUGCAAUACUUCCCAUCUGUAUCAAGUGCAUUACACAUAUACUGUAUUUUGUAAUACAGAGAAUUUGACAGUGUAUAAAUAUUGAUAUUUAUCGCUGUACUAUGCUUGUUCAGUGUUAUUUAUGAGAGAAAAUAAAACCUGUCAGACUUUGUUACACAUUUUCUUUUCCAACUUUAUUUACAUAUAUUU